Molecule: messenger RNA, 1299 nt
Organism: Penicillium egyptiacum
Lineage: Eukaryota; Fungi; Ascomycota; Eurotiomycetes; Eurotiales; Aspergillaceae
Source: the annotation of a GenBank genome assembly
AUGCACGUGAACAAGAGGAUCGGCAGAUUCAAACAAUGGGCUGGAGAACGCAUGGGCGGAGAGGCCAAGACCUGUCUCUCUGAUGAUUUCAAGGCAAUGGAGACGGAGAUGGGCGUGCGACAUGAAGGCGUUGACCGCAUUCAUAAAUCCAUGACCUCAUAUGUCAAGGCUAUCUCGAAGCGCAAUGAGGGAGACGACAAAGAGAAGACCCUUCCGAUUGCCCAUUUGGGAAGCAGCAUGGUGGCCCACGGCGAAGACUUCGAUGGGAACUCAGAAUACGGACAGUGUCUGAUCAUGUUUGGGCGCACCGAGGAGCGCAUUGCCCGCAUCCAAGAAAACUACAUCGCGCAGGCGACUUCAAGCUGGCUUGAGUCCCUGGAACGAUCCCUGACUCAGAUGAAAGACUUGCAGCAUGCUCGCAAGAAGCUCGAUAGCCGCCGGCUGGCAUACGAUACGUCUCUCUCUAAGAUGGAGAAGGCCAAGAAGGAGGACUUCCGCGUGGAGGAAGAACUACGCUCGCAGAAAGUGAAGUACGAGGAAGCUAGCGAUGACGUGCUGCGUCGCAUGCAGGACAUCAAAGAAGCCGAAGCCGACAAUGUGAUGGACAUGGGGGUGUUUUUGGAUGCUCAGCUUGAAUACCAUGAACGGUCCCGUGAAGCCCUGCUGCAGCUCAAGAAUGAAUGGGCUGGCCAAGUACAGGCCCCUUCCCGUCGUCCGACCCGUUCUCGUUCCAACACUGCCCAUUCGUACCAGGAACGGUAUGAGCCAUUGCAGGAAGAGUUAAUGAAUGCGACGGGGACUCGACCGCCCAUCCGAUCGACUAGAUCUAUCACGCCGUACUCCGAGUCACCCCCCCGAGAGACAUAUGGAACCAGUGGGGUCUCACGUCCCGUUCUCAACAGGGUUCCCACAUUCGAAGGACCGGCUCAACUGCGACAAGAACAAUCGCCAGUUGCAUCACAGUGGAUCCAGCAGCGAACUACCAGCGAGAACCUAGGCGGCUUUGGACGUCGAAGCAGCACUCAAGUUGGGAAUAGUCGAAUCUCUGCCGAUCCUUACGCCGACUCCGAAGAGGUCAGCUCGUAUGGUCGUUCUAGCCCCGAGCGGAUGUUUGGCGGGGGCAGGGAUAUCUCCCCAGCAACAUCUCACGGCAGCGUGCCAUCCCGGAGACCCAGUGCAACCAACUUGAACACCAUUGGAUCGAAGAAAGCUCCUCCCCCACCUCCACCAUCUCGUGCGAAGAAGCCACCUCCACCUCCACCGAUGAAGCGGUCCCUUCUUGCGGCACCGAAUGCGUAA